Molecule: messenger RNA, 4264 nt
Organism: Sander lucioperca (pikeperch)
Lineage: Eukaryota; Metazoa; Chordata; Actinopteri; Perciformes; Percidae
Gene: chdh
Product: choline dehydrogenase
Exons: 10
Coding region: 140-2032 (630 amino acids)
Cellular component (GO): mitochondrial inner membrane
Molecular function (GO): flavin adenine dinucleotide binding; choline dehydrogenase activity
Source: RefSeq, a predicted model, not a curated record
GUACUGUCAGUGAACCGCUGGUUUUGUUCUGUUUUACAGCCCACUAAGUCCCGCCCACGACCGUUUUUAGCUCAGCUACGUUACUUUCAUUGGAAAGAAGAGUUGGCAAGUGAAUGAAGAAAGCCCUCCCAGAACCAAGAUGUUGUUUUUGGCCACUUUAGGCCAAACUGGAGCCCGACGAGUUGUGACUCGAGGGAGAUUUACAAGGGAUGGCAGGUGCCUGUUUACCGGUUUGCUAGAAUUUGUCCCCAGGACCAGAAACAUGGGCCAGUCCUUCUUCUGCGCAUCAUCAUACAGAUUCUUUAGUGCCACAGCUGCUCAUUUGAAUGCUUCAUCAUCACCUACAGCCAAUCACAAAACACCGUCCUACAGUUAUAUCAUUGUUGGGGCAGGGUCAGCAGGCUGCGUCCUUGCCAACCGUCUCAGUGAGGAUACCCAUGAGUCUGUGCUGCAGCUGGAGGCUGGGCCUAAGGACAUGGUGUUAGGCAACUUACGACUCUCAUGGAAGAUCCACAUGCCAGCUGCGCUGACCUACAACCUCUGUGAUGACAAGUAUAACUGGUACUACCACACUUUACCUCAGGCCCACUUAAACAACCGGGUGUUGUACUGGCCGAGGGGCCGUGUCUGGGGUGGGUCCUCUUCACUCAACGCCAUGGUGUACAUUCGUGGACACGCUGAAGACUACAAUCGCUGGCAGACAGAGGGGGCAGAGGGCUGGGAUUAUGAACACUGUCUGCCUUACUUUAGGAAAGCUCAGUGUCAUGAGCUGGGAGAAAACAGGUACCGGGGAGGCAGCGGACCUCUUCAUGUGUCCAGAGGGAAGACCAACCAUCCCCUUCACAAAGCUUUCAUUGAGGCAGGGCAGCAGGCAGGAUACCCCUUCACUGAUGACAUGAAUGGACACCAACAGGAGGGCUUGGGCUGGAUGGACAUGACAAUUUUUAAAGGAAAGAGGUGGAGCACAGCGAGUGCCUACCUGAGACCUGUCCUGGGUCGACCCAACCUGAAGACAGAGGUGCACUGCUUGACCACCAAGAUCCUGUUUGAUGGCAACCGCGCCGUGGGUGUGGAAUACACACAGAAAGGACAAAAGAAAAGGGCAUUUGCAGAUAAAGAGGUGAUAUUAAGUGGAGGAGCCAUUAACUCCCCUCAGCUUCUCAUGCUGUCUGGGGUGGGAAACGCUGAUGACCUGAAACAACUCGGCAUCCCUGUAGUUCAGCACUUACCAGGUGUUGGCAGUAACCUGCAGGAUCAUUUGGAGCUGUACGUCCAGCAGCAGUGCACUCAGCCUAUCACCCUGUACAAGGCCCAGAAACCUUUCCACAUGGUCAAGAUAGGCUUGGAGUGGCUCGCUCUGUUUACUGGUUAUGGAGCAACAGCCCACUUGGAGAGUGGAGGGUUCAUCCGCAGCCGGCCACACGUCACACACCCUGACAUCCAGUUUCACUUCCUGCCCUCGCAAGUCAUCGACCACGGACGAGUUGCCUCCAAGGUCGAGGCAUAUCAGGUUCAUGUUGGUCCAAUGAGAAGCACCAGUAUCGGCUGGAUGAAGCUGAAGAGCGCCAACCCUUUGGAUCACCCGAUUCUCCAGCCAAACUAUCUCUCCACCGAUAUUGAUGUGUGGGAGUUCAGGGAGUGUGUCAAACUCUCCAGAGAGAUUUUUACCCAGAAGGCCUUCGACCCGUUCCGCGGUCCCGAAGUCCAACCCGGUCCUCAGGUCCAAUCCGAUGCCGACAUUGACGCUUUUGUUCGGCAGAAAGCUGACAGCGCCUACCACCCGUCCUGCACCUGCAAGAUGGGCUCGCCAUCCGAUCCGAUGGCGGUUGUCGACUCCAACACGCGCGUUCUGGGGCUGGAGCGGCUGCGUGUGGUCGACGCCUCCAUCAUGCCCAGCAUCGUCAGCGGCAACCUGAACGCUCCGACCAUCAUGAUGGCAGAGAAGGCUGCUGACAUCAUCAGAGGUCGCCCUCCUCUGGUUGACCCGGAGGUUCCCGUGUACCAACCGCCGACACUCGACACACAGAGAUGAACAGAGAGAGUGAGUAAAGGGUAAACACUUUACAGCACAAUCCAUUAUCAAGCAACAACAGCAGUGAACAGCUAAUUGUGUUAUGAUUAUUUUGCCCUGGAUCAUAUAAUACCGUUGAUUUGAGCAGUUUACAUGUAAAAUUCAGUUUUUCAGUAGAUUACUUGGAGUCUUCUGAUUAGGAAACAGGGGCUCUGUCACUUGUUAUUUUCCAUCUUAAGUAACCUUAAAGCUAAUGUGAUCAACACUUUUACUGCAUUGUUCUAAAUUUAGAUUUUACGAUCAGUUGCGUGCUGGCGCUCCAUGAUGGCAUCAUGUUUGCUGGGAAAGAUGCUGAGCAUUUGCAAAGGCACUGUGAACGCAAUGGAAAAUUGCUCCUUGCAACAUUUCACUUAAUUUGCCUGGCAUUAACUUGACUAUGCAUCAACUUUGACAUGUUUGUGUGAGUGUAAGUUCAAAUGUCUUACAAAGUACACACCUUCACAAGACUACAGUGAAUUUGUAAGCCUUAUAAUCCAACUUCUCUGACGUAAACAAUGCCUUCACUCUCCCUUGCCAUGGAAACUAACAUUGCUUAGAUAACAUUACAUCCACACUCUGUUCUCCUGAAGUAAUAAUCCAAGGGUUCAACACUAAAACAGCUAUAUACUGUAAAAUGUGAAUCCACUAAUGAAUCCAUUUAUUUCAGUCACAGAGUGACAAAGUGUUGACUAGAAAAAAAAACAUUUUCAUCCCAUUGUGUCAUCUCAUCAGCCUUCAUAGAUUAUAUCUCUUCAUCAAUUGAGUUCACACAGCUGCAAAAAUAAGAGUGACUAGCUCAGCAGCCAGGGUUUCGUGUAGACUGUUAACCCUCUCUGUUAACUGCCUCACCAGCACUUUUCAAUUUUGUCUCUUCUGUCAGAUAAGUUGUCACCAAGGUAAAAUGCCUCUUCCUUCCUGGAAACUUGCAGACAAAAUACUCUUUUUGUUGGUUUGUUGAACAUGAUUUAAAUCCGCUAAGGGACUACAGAAACUAAUAGGUUUGAUUUAAAUCCACUUUAAGUAAAAAAAAAAGAAAGAAAAAAAAAAAAGAGUAAUUUAGCCUCUUGUCUUGUUUCACAGUAGAGACUAACCUAGUUGUUUAGGCUGACAACGUUUGUAAAUUCCAAGGUAUGUCUCCCCUCCCCCCCCUUCCCUGUUGAGACUUGAUGUUUAUCAAGUUGUUGAUUUAACGGACGUACAUUUAACAAGCCUCAGUGGAAAGAUUUUAACAAUCAAAUAAAGCUAACAUGGAACAAGGAACAUGGGCAAAAGUCACAGCAGAUGUAAUAGCACCCUACUUGCAUUAUUACAGCUCACAGCUUUCAUUUGGCUUUUGGUUCAGGACCGUCUGGUAGCUGUUUUAUCCAUGUAGCAAUACAUGGGAAUUAUAGCUCAGCAUAUCUGAUGAGUGUAGCUCUUGUGUUUAAAUACUCUAAAUGUGUCGUGGAUGUUUACAAAGAAGCUUUUGAAGAUGAACUGAUCAGAUAAUACUGUCUGAUAAUACUAUCUGGUCCUGUAAGAUCAUUAUAUUCUGAUGAGUGUGUACGUUUGGUUCAGCCAGGACUGAAACAUAGUCAAUUUUAUUGAAUACAUGAAGUAUUGAUUUCAAAUUAUAUUCACGUUUUUAUUAUCAGCUCUAAUGCAGCCGAGUGUUAGAAUGAAUUCUAAUUGUCUUAAUAAGCUUUGCACUACUCUAUGAAGUAUCUUCAUCACAGUGACAAUAAUUGUUUACAUCAUAUGCAGUGUUGUACAAUAUUACUUGAAUGUUUAAAUAAUUUGGGAUUUGUCAUGAAGGAGUAACACGUGAUCGUAAAGGGAAAAUGAUUGUGGAAAUUCUUACAGCCUUAAUGUUUGCAUGUUUUUAUUUAUUCUUGUAUUGAUUGUAAACAAACGCUAGAAACCGUCCUGACCUUGUGACUUUAUUCACUGAUCCUUACAAAAAUCCUCACCGGGUUCAUUGCCAAGAAUUCAAAUGUACAAAACGGGGGGUUUUGUUUUCCAUUGGUACAAAAUCUAUAAGGUACUAGUACUUGUGCUACGAAGUAGAUAGAGCUAUGUUUUAUAAUUCCCAUACAACAAAUGGGUAGAAAGCAGAAAUCUUAAUCACUUACUUUUUACAAACACUGUACAGAUUGUAUACAUGCUGUUGUUUCAUAAACACCUGUGAAGCAGUGGAACAGUACAACAAAAUAAAGCUGUCAGUUGCACAACAAA